GCAGGGGAAAAUACGUCACCGGAAGUUGCGUUUUCGUACACGAGAAAGAUGUCCGCGCUCGACGUCCAGGAUUUCAUCGAGCAGAACCGGGCCACGGCCCAGCAAGUGGAGACGUUUCGGGGUUACUGGGAGAGUGAGAAGCACUGGGAGGCGCGGAGGGAGUUCAUCCUGCGGAACAUGAGCGACUUUGAGACGGAUCGGCUGGACCAUCUGCUGUCCCUGUCCAUGGUGUGGGCCAACAACGUCUUCAUGGGCUGCCGCUACAGCGCGGCGCUGCUGGACAAAGUGAAGGAAAUGGCCGAAGGCAUCGUGGUGGAGGACGCGCCCGUUUUCAAGACCAGAGAUGAAAUCAUGAAAAGUCAGAAGGGCCGAUGACCGGAACCGGACCCGCUGAAAUGUUUACCGACAGGGACAAAGUUUUUAUGGUUUUACAAUAUUUUUUUAAUCAUGUAAAGAAAUGGCUGCAUCUUCAGGGCAUUGGAGCAUCUCAUUGCAUAACGUUUUAUCGACUUCACUAGAAACGCACCGAUAUGAAGAUUUGUUGUGAUAUUGAAUACUGCCGUUACAGCCGAUAAUCAAUAUUACAUACAUUUUCUACCGUUUUGACACCUUUGGAAAGAAAACGACAAAUAAGAACAAAUAUUGGUUCGCAUCAGCCUGAUUUUAUUCAUCAAGCGUACCGAUAUGUUAAAUUAGUAAUAUCGGCCGAUACCGAUAUCAGGCAUCACUAGAUUUUACUACAUUCAGUUAUGCAUAAAUAUGUACAUUUACAGUGAAACUGCAUGUUUUAAUGUGUUUUAUAGCAGAAUAAAGAACCUUGUUUUUUAACCGA
Messenger RNA from Poecilia reticulata (guppy), 832 nucleotides. It is a transcript of the gene xtbd1, whose product is annotated as CDKN2A interacting protein N-terminal like. NCBI's taxonomy places the organism in Eukaryota, Metazoa, Chordata, Actinopteri, Cyprinodontiformes, Poeciliidae. The record is from RefSeq and is a predicted model, not a curated record.